Molecule: messenger RNA, 3713 nt
Organism: Arachis duranensis
Lineage: Eukaryota; Viridiplantae; Streptophyta; Magnoliopsida; Fabales; Fabaceae
Product: cryptochrome-1
Exons: 5
Coding region: 959-2851 (630 amino acids)
Biological process (GO): blue light signaling pathway; circadian regulation of gene expression; entrainment of circadian clock by photoperiod
Cellular component (GO): cytoplasm; nucleus
Molecular function (GO): FAD binding; blue light photoreceptor activity; DNA binding
Source: RefSeq, a predicted model, not a curated record
UACACCAAUUUGUGAUGUGUUUGUCUCCCACUAUUAUCAGUGCACGUCUCUUACCCUCUUUGUUUCUCUACCUUCACAUGUGAUCUUGCCCCACGUGAUCAUAUGCACCAAUUAUAUCCUCACACAUCUCAUUCUUUCUCUCUCUCAACAUUUUCAUGAUUCAUUAACUUUUGCCUGUGUACACUGCAUAUGCUAGAUUUGAUUCGAUCCUUGUUGCUUCUACGUCUUAUCUCUUGUUGGGCUAUUGUGAAUAUCUUAAUAUCUGCCUAAAGGGUAUGUGAAAUUGUCAAUUUUGAUAUCUUUCUUAUUGUGCAGCUCAAGUGUUUGAAGAUUGUUCUGUGUGGCUGAUGGUGUUGAAGAACUUUCCAGUUAGUUAUUUACCUCUCUGGUCUUCAAGGAAUUUGUUUGUUUGGUUGUGUAAUCUGACAAAUUCCAGGUCAAGUUGAUUGUGGAUAAUGUUCUUUAUUGUUAUCUGUGCUCUUCCAACCUUUAUUACUCUUUAGUCAAUUGGAGAUUUCCCCCAAUUUUUUAUAUUAAAAUUUGGGGAGACUUCCUUUAAAUUGGGGCUAGUGAGUGAGAGAGACAUGUGGGGAAGGGGUUUCUGAGUUGGAUUUGGUUGGAUACCCUCCAGAAAGUAAAGUGGCAUGCAAGUUGUUCACACAUCUUGAGUAGCAUACACCAUGUUAGGUUGAUUUUGAGGCUCUUAGUGUUAUCUUUUACUUCUGAAAGAAAUCUCAGAUCCAAUCCAACCUUUGUUGCCAAUAUCAGGGGUUAUCAUCAAUCUUCUUCCUUCAGAUACUUUCUGUUUUUUGGUGGGGGAACUUGAACAGGAAAAUAGUCAACUUUACGAGGUAAAUUAUUGUGCUUGCUCAUGGGAAUUAAGAGCUAGUAUUAUAUGAGGAGAAGUAAAACUUAAAGCUUCCGCUUGUGCUAUGAAAAAUUUGAAGCCUAACACAACAUGGGUAGCAACAACAAAACCAUUGUUUGGUUUAGAAGGGACCUUAGAAUAGAGGACAACCCUGCAUUAGCUGCUGCUGCAAGGGAUGGUUCUGUACUUCCUGUAUACGUAUGGUGUCCUAAAGAGGAAGGGCAAUUCUAUCCAGGCCGAGUUUCGAGGUGGUGGUUGAAGCAGUCACUCGCUCACUUGUAUCAGUCACUGAAAUCUCUUGGAGCUGAACUUGUGCUGAUCAAGACUCAUAGUACUCUUGAUGCACUUUUGGAGUGUGUGAAUGCUGUCCAAGCAACAAAAGUAGUGUUUAACCAUUUGUAUGAUCCAGUUUCACUUGUUCGCGAUCACAACAUCAAAGAAAAACUAGUGGAGUCUGGCAUAUCGGUGCAAAGCUACAACGGGGAUCUGUUGUACGAACCAUGGGAAGUAUAUGAUGAUCGUGGACAGUACUUGUGUUUGAUUAAAAUUGAUCAUGUGCUGUCCGGAAAUUUUCUUUCCGUAUUACGCCGAAAGCUUGGGAAAUGUUCAAUUGAAGAACUAGGUCUUGAAGACGAAUUAGAAAAGCCUAGCAAUGCACUACUCGGUCGAGCAUGGUCUCCGGGUUGGUGCAAUGCCGACAAGGCCUUGACAGAGUUUGUGGAGCAGCACCUAAUUCACUAUUCCAAGAGUAGGCUAAAGCUUGGUGGAGACUCCACCUCGCUCUUGUCCCCAUAUCUCCACUUUGGAGAAUUGAGUGUAAGAAAAGUAUUUCAGUUAGCACGCAGGAAACAGAUAUUAUGGUCCAAUGAAGGAAACAUCGCCGGCGAAGAGAGUGUAACUCUUUUCCUCAGGGCAAUUGGACUUAGAGAGUACUCACGCUAUCUUUGUUUCAAUUUCCCAUUCACCCAUGAGAGAGCACUUCUAGGACACUUGAAGUUUUUCCCUUGGAAUGCUGAUCCGGCUAACUUUAAGACUUGGAGACAAGGGAGGACUGGAUUUCCAUUAGUUGAUGCCGGAAUGAGGGAACUCUGGGCGACAGGAUGGAUACACAAUAGAAUAAGAGUAAUAGUUUCUAGUUUUGCUGUGAAAAUGUUGCUUCUACCGUGGAAAUGGGGAAUGAAAUACUUCUGGGACACACUUCUGGAUGCGGACCUUGAAUGUGAUAUCUUGGGCUGGCAGUAUAUAUCAGGAAGCUUACCGGAUGGUCAUGAGCUUGAGCGGUUGGAUGAUCCUGAGAUUCAAGGGGCUAAAUUUGAUCCGGAAGGUGAAUAUGUGCGGCAAUGGCUACCAGAGUUGGCAAGAAUGCCAACUGAGUGGAUCCAUCACCCUUGGGAUGCGCCACUAACUGUGCUUAGAGCAUCGGGAGUUGAACUGGGUCAAAACUAUCCGAAGCCAAUAAUUGAUGUAGAUUUGGCCAGAGAAAAACUCACUGAAGCGAUAUUCAAGAUGUGGGAAGCUGAGGCAUCCGCAAAAUCGGUUGGCUCGGAAGCAAGGAAUGAAGUUGUUGUUGAUAACUCGAGCAAUGUCAAAAAUUUGGACAUUCCAAAUGUUGUCUUGAAGGGUAAGAGUCCAUGUGCCACGGUUUCAGCUAAUGAUCAGAUGGUUCCGGCAUUUCAGGAUCCCAAGAUCGAACCACCUGUUGGGAAAAGACCAAAGUACAUGGAGGAGGCAAGACAGAAUGAAGAUCAUUCACAAAACCAUAACAAAGAGACCGGGGUGUCGGGCGUUGACCAAGAGAUGUGCUCAACAGCUGAAUCCUCAUGCAAGAAGCAGUGUACAAGCAGCACGUAUUCGUUUUCCGUUCCACAACAGUGUUCUUCAUCUUCUAACUUAAAGUGGCCAUGGCAAGAUCAGAUUGACAUGGAUCAGAGUUCAAGCAAAGAUGGUGAGUAUACUGAUUUUUCCAAGGAUGAAAGGAAAUGAAAGCACAUAUUUAAAGAAAUUAUCUUUAUAUUAUUGGGAAUAUAUUAUAAAACAAUGGACCAGCAACAAAUUGGUCAAGUAGUAGAAAACUUGUUUCUUCAUAGUGGUCUCCAGUUUGAACCUUGGGAUGACGGAAAAAAAAAAAAGGACCACACGGUGGGAGAGUCAACCACAAUACUAGUCAUCCUGAUGUAAUUAUCAGGUUAGAAUGCAUACAUUAUACCCCUUGGGUGCAGCUCUUUUCUGGACCCUGCAUUAACACGGGAUACUUGUGCACCGGGCUCCCAUUUUUAAUGUUGAUGCAACCUUUGGAACUUUGCAGAUUCAUAGUGCAUUCUAAGUCUCAAACACAUUGGAAGGAGUUCAGAUUCUCUCCGUUGGAAAAAACAGUUGAUUCCAAUAGUUAUAUUAGCAUUUUUUUGUUUGGCUGAAUUUUAUGUGCUUCUAACAAUUAAGAAUUAACCAAUAAGAAUUGCUAUGCAGGAGCUGUGUGAGGUUAAUGCUUGUUCUUAUAUAAGUCCAGUGGCAGAUGCAUUACUCCCAAGACAAAAAAUUACUAUUCUAAAUAUAACCGGUGCAGUUUACUAAGACUAAGCUCUACAUGCAUAUGUUUUAUGUGGCUAUAUUCUCAAGCAGUGGUGCAAAAAGGUUAUGAAAUCAAAGAGAAGAGCCACUUGUAUUGAAAUAGCCAACUUUUGUAUAUUAGUAAUGUCGUAGUGAUGGUGAUGUCCAUAUACAUACAUAUUCUGACAAUCUUGUAUACAAACCUAACAAACUUCAAAUGUUUUAUACAUUACAUUAUUCUAGAAUGGCCUGCCUAGAACUAUCAACGCUAUAAUAAAUUCUUCUGUUACUUUUUCGA